AUGGCUGCCCCCUCCGCCCCCAGCCGUGCAUCCCAGUCCGACCAGCGGGACAUCUACGCCGGCCUGCCGCUCAUUAACAACCAGCGACUGAAGCUCGACACCUCUUCGCCGUUCACGCCCACUUACGUCAAGCGCAACCUCACAGCCUCCUCAGAUCCUUCGCAGACCUACGCCAGCCGCGUCCAAGGCCGCCAGAUCCUACUCGAGAACCCCGCACGCGAGAGCCGGGCGAAGAAGGUCCGCGCCCAGAAACGCGCCGCCCGCGCCACCGCUCCCGCCGCCGCCCACCCGAUAGCGACCGCGACCGGAGGGCCGAGCGAUACCGGGCGCAGGCGGCGCGGCGCGUGGAAGCUGGAGGGGCGGAGACAAAGUGCGGACUGGCUCGGAUGCCCGGGGCGGGCUGCGCGCGUGUUCAACGCUGAUGUCCCUCUCUGCCCGUCUGCCCGCUCUCCAAGACCGUGGCCCCGCCACGCCGCCGCUGCGGCCGCGAUGCCAGGCGCGGCGGGCAUGCACGCCAAGCUCGUCAAGGCCGACUUCCACGGCUCCUUCGUGAUCGUGCGGCGGAGCAAGAAUCCGUGCCUCGUCGGUCUCUCGGGCAUCGUCCUCUUCCUCCGCGUCUUCCCCUGGCCCGCGACGACGAUCCUCGACAUGCCCCAUAUCGAGUUCGAGCUCUACGGGAACCACUUCUGCUACCGAGCCGCAGAACGUGCAGGGAAGAAGUUCAAACACAAGGAGACGAUAGAGCUGUAA
Molecule: messenger RNA, 750 nt
Organism: Epithele typhae
Lineage: Eukaryota; Fungi; Basidiomycota; Agaricomycetes; Polyporales; Epitheliaceae
Product: RNase P/MRP, p29 subunit
Exons: 5
Coding region: 1-750 (249 amino acids)
Biological process (GO): tRNA 5'-leader removal; rRNA processing
Cellular component (GO): ribonuclease P complex; ribonuclease MRP complex
Molecular function (GO): ribonuclease P RNA binding
Source: RefSeq, a predicted model, not a curated record